Molecule: messenger RNA, 3174 nt
Organism: Spodoptera exigua (beet armyworm)
Lineage: Eukaryota; Metazoa; Arthropoda; Insecta; Lepidoptera; Noctuidae
Source: the annotation of a GenBank genome assembly
UUCGAAAUCAUCCAAUUUACGAUUUACAACAGAUUGUGAUCAAAAAUAAAUUAUCUGUAUAUCGUGUGUUGUCAAUUGUCAGAUUUGCAUUUGUCAGCAGUGUGAAGAGUGAAUAGAAAAUAAUUUAUAUUUUUAUUUUACAAAUUAACACGUAAUUGUAGUAUCCACAUUAGUUGAUAGAUAUUUCUUAAGAUUAUGGUAGUUUGCAUUCCACGUAUAGUGGAUUGUAUGGCAAAAUAUGUUUAUAUGUCGUGAAAAAUAAUUAAAUAGUUCAAAAUGUGGUCGUUUUUCUCUCGGGAUCCUACGAAAGACUUUCCUUACGAAGUAGGAGAUCCUGUGCCUGGAUUAGAAGAUAGAAGUGUGUGGACGUUACACAAAGGCAAGAAGAGAGGCACGCAGGAUGAAGUAUCAAUAUUUUUAUUCGAUGUUCAGAAGCAUUCUGAGACACUAUUCGACAUAGCCAAGGCCUCCCUAAAGAAACUAAAGACUAUGAGACACCCUAGCCUUUUACAUUAUUUAGAUAGCUGUGAAACUGAAAAAUUUUUAUAUGUAGCUACUGAGUAUGUAGAGCCUCUAGCCACGCACAUAGAAGAUUUAAAACUUGAGGGUCCCCAAAAGGAAUUAUUUCUUUCGUGGGGUAUUUUUCAAAUCACUAGAGCUUUAUCAUUUUUAAAUAAUGAUGGUAACAUGAGGCACAAUAAUGUGUGCCUCUACUCAGUCUUUGUCACCUUGGCGGGGGAGUGGAAGCUUGGGGGUUUUGAGUUUCUCUCUGCCCAAGGAGGUGCAGACACUAGCAACCCUAUACCUAUAAAAAUAUUGCCAGCUCUUGAAAUUUAUGAUCCUCCAGAGAAGAAAGAUCCUGUUAAAUUAAAAACAGUUACCAAAUGCUCUUCAGACAUGUGGGGCCUAGGAUGCCUAAUGUGGGAGGCAUAUAAUGGUCCGCUAAAGAACCAGCCCGCCCUGAAGACUACUGACAACAUUCCUAAGCAACUGUGCACUUUGUACUGUGAGCUGGUCAGUGCCAACCCUGCAUCUAGGCCAAACCCUGCUGAUAUUAUAACACGAUGUAGGAAAAUAGGAGGCUACUUCAAAAAUGAUUUGAUAGACUCUAUGCUGUUUCUGGAAGAGAUUCAGAUCAAGGAUAAGGCAGAGAAGGGAAAGUUUUUCGCCACCCUCAGCUCCCAUCUGGAUGGUUUCCCUGAAGCUGUGUGUGUUCACAAGAUCUUGCCGCAGUUGUUGACAGCAUUCCACUAUGGAGAUGCUGGGUCUUUCGUGUUAGCGCCCAUGUUUAAGCUGGGUAAACUGCUAGAUGAUGCUGAGUACCAGAAGCAGAUAGUGCCAUGUGUCAUCAAACUGUUUGCCUCCAACGACAGGACGACGCGGUCUCGACUGCUGCAGCAGCUGGAUCAGUUCAUCAUGCAUCUGCAGAACUCCACGGUGAACGACCAGAUAUUCCCGCAAGUGGUGCAUGGGUUCCUAGACACGAACCCUAUAAUCAGGGAGCAGACAGUCAAGUCCAUAGUCCACCUGUCUUCUAAGCUUAACUACAAUAACCUGAACGUGGAAGUUCUUCGCCAUUUCGCAAGGUUACAGGCUAAGGAUGACCAGGGCGGUAUACGAACCAAUACAACAGUCUGCCUAGGCAAGAUAGCUCAGCACUUACAUCCACAGAUUCGACAAAAGGUCCUAGUUUCAGCGUUUGUCCGCGCCACCCGCGACAACUUCCCGCCGGCCCGCCAAGCGGGGGUACUGGCAUUGGCGGCGACGCAACAAUACUUUUUACUGGCUGAGGUCGCUAACAGAGUACUGCCUGCUUUAUGCCCGCUCACUAACGAUCCGGAGAAACAAGUUCGUGAUGCAGCUUUCAGAACUAUAAAAGGAUUUCUGGGCAAAUUAGAAAAAGUCUCUGAGGACCCCAGUUUGAAGGAGGGAAUGGAAGCGGACGUGCACACGGCGACCCCCUCGCUGAGUAACGCUGCGGCGACAUGGGCCGGCUGGGCAGUCACCGCCGUCACCGCCAAGUUCUACCGCUCGCACUCCGACACGGCACGAGUGUCUCACCCCAAGUCCGUUCUGUCCAAGCCUGGGUCACUCGAGCAACCGUCAUCGAGCAGUAUGUCAACAACCACAUCGUCCGUAACCUCGAUGACGUCACUGGAACACAGUGAGUCGGCUUCCGACUAUGAUCCAGAUCAUUGGGACAUGGCGGCUUGGGGCGAGAUUGACUCUAGUGCAGGUACCGGCGCAAGCGCAAAGUCCCCGCCGAGCAGUGGCAGUGCGCAAGCGACGCCUGCGCUUGCCGCUCUCUGUGAGGACGACUGGGACAACGAGGAAUGGGGCGAGCUACAGGAACAACCUUGCGCAGAAGCAGAAUUAGCGAGCCCUUCGGAAACUUGGAACAACACUCAAUGGACGGAUCCUAUAUUCAACAACGCUAAUGCGACAUACGUUCGCGGUGGACGCUUGGAGCACAAACCCACUGCGCAUCAGAACAGUAACGAUUCCCUCGGAGGCUGGGAGGACAGCGAGUUCGAACCCAUCGAGGAAAAUGCUGACGAAAAUAACGCCUCAAAAAUGGACGAGAUGCGAAGAAAGAGAGAGGAGAGGAAACUUCAAAGGCAGAGAGAGAUGGAAGCUCGUCGCUCGGCUCGGGGUCAAGGACCGAUGAAACUUGGCACUAAGAUCACCACCGCGCCUCCGCCAUUUUAACGGACAAACACGGUGAAUUCCAAAUCUAAAUUUUAAAUCAAUUUUGAAAUCAUUUUUGAACGUCGUCUUGUGUGUGAGACUGGAUAGCUGGAAGCCCUAGCUUAAAUAGAAACCAGUGAAUUUGAAGGCAAUUAAUUAGCCUUUUUACUUACGUGUCUUGACAAGGGGACGGUAACGCAAGAAAUGUCGGUACUUUAGCCAGGCAAAGCAAGCUGUGAAAGCAUACAUCUUUGCAUCAAAUUAUAGUACUAGUUCUUACAAGUUGCCUCUCCUAUUUUUAGACAUUUACUGAAAAAUGUUGGUAUAUUAUGAAUUAAAACUCGAUCGAAUUCUGAUAUAAAAUGUCCAUUCAAACGAUGUAUCGAGUAACUCGAUUAUGUUAUUGGAAAAGUAUUUUCGAAUUUUAAUAUUUGAUUAAACUGGCACAAACUCUAAAAAAAUGCUUGCAGAUCUUUAUUAUUAUUU